Messenger RNA from Nyctereutes procyonoides (raccoon dog), 548 nucleotides. RefSeq names its product S100 calcium binding protein A4 (gene S100A4). Gene Ontology annotation, cellular component: perinuclear region of cytoplasm; nucleus; cytoplasm. Lineage: Eukaryota; Metazoa; Chordata; Mammalia; Carnivora; Canidae. The record is from RefSeq and is a predicted model, not a curated record. Gene Ontology annotation, biological process: positive regulation of canonical NF-kappaB signal transduction. The transcript has 3 exons. Gene Ontology annotation, molecular function: RAGE receptor binding; transition metal ion binding; calcium ion binding. Bases 110 to 415 code for a protein of 101 amino acids.
CCUGGCCAGGGUAUAAAUAGGACAGAGUGCUGGGCUUCCCCCACUCUUCCUCUCUUCGCACCCUCUCUCCUCAUCUCUUCUCCUUCUUGGUCUGGUCCUGACAGCCACCAUGACGUUCCCCCUGGAGAAGGCUCUGGAUGUGAUGGUGUCUACUUUCCACAAGUACUCUGGCAAGGAGGGUGACAAGUUCAAGCUCAACAGAUCAGAGUUAAAGGAGCUGCUGAUGCGGGAGCUGCCCAGCUUCUUGGGGAAAAGGACGGAUGAAGCCGCCUUCCAAAAGCUGAUGAGCAACUUGGACAGCAACAGAGACAACGAGGUUGACUUCCAGGAGUACUGUGUCUUCCUGUCCUGCGUCGCAAUGAUGUGCAAUGAGUUCUUCGAAGGCUUCCCUGAUAAGCAGCCCCGGAAGAAGUAAAGGCCUCUGUGCGGGAGGGGUUGGGUCCAGCAGCUGAGGUCUUACCUGUUGGCAGCAGGCACGGGACCUCACCCUGGCUCCCCAGAUGUGUGCAAGUUGUAGACCAUGUUUAAUAAAGAUUCUUGGAAGCUUU